Messenger RNA from Aphidius gifuensis, 2503 nucleotides. It is a transcript of the gene Enoph, whose product is annotated as enolase-phosphatase E1-like. The transcript is spliced from 4 exons. The record is from RefSeq and is a predicted model, not a curated record. Gene Ontology annotation, molecular function: acireductone synthase activity; magnesium ion binding. Bases 317 to 2434 code for a protein of 705 amino acids. Lineage: Eukaryota; Metazoa; Arthropoda; Insecta; Hymenoptera; Braconidae.
UCUGACAGUCCCCGUCUCUUCCGAGCACUCCCGAGAAUCGCACAGACAAAAAAAUAUAAGCGUCAACGAGACACACACCGGUCAAAAAAGUUUUCAACAUUAUUACUUAAUUAAAAUAUAUAUAUUAAUUAAUUAAUAAUUAUUCAAACAAAAAAUCUAUUGUCAAUAUAACAAAGUAAUUCAUUGACAGUUAAAUUGAAUAUUAUUAUUUAUUUUAUUUUUUUUGCUUAAUAACGGAUAAAUUAUAUCAACGUCAUUCAUUUUUUUUUUCUUUUCGAUAUUAUAUAAUUAAUAUUUGUUUAAGUGAUUAAUUAAAAUGGCUGGUGAAAAACGUAGUCAAGAUUAUGAAGACGCUCGUGAUGAAAAAAUAAUAAUCGUCGACAUUGAAGGAACAACGACAAGCAUAAGCUUUGUAAAGGACACACUUUUUCCUUAUGUUCGUAACAAUUUGAAAGAUUACAUUGAGAAAAAUUGGGAGAAUGCAGAGUUCAAGGAAGAUGUCAAAAAACUCAAGGAAAUGGCAACUAAAGAUGAGGCUGAUAAAAUUGAAGGUUUUGUACCAAUAACUGAUUCAACAACUGAUGAAGAAAAAGAAUCAUUGAUGAAAAAUAUUUUAUGGCAAAUGGAUAAUGAUCGUAAAUCUGGUGGUUUAAAACAAUUGCAAGGUCACAUGUGGCGUGAUGCAUACAAGUCUGGUGCUGUCAAGGGCCAUGUCUAUGAAGAUGUACCAAAGUCACUUGAAGCAUGGACAAAGGACAAUCGUAAAAUUUAUGUUUAUUCAAGUGGCAGUGUUGAAGCACAAAAAUUGUUAUUUGAAAAUACUGAAAAUGGUAGUCUUUUAAAAUAUUUUACUGAUUAUUAUGAUACUGAAAUUGGUGAAAAACAACAAACAUCAAGUUAUAAAAAUAUAUUGACAAAAAUUGAUACUGAAGGAAAAAAUGUAUUAUUUUUAACUGACGUUACUAAAGAAGCACAAGCAGCUAUUGAUGCUGGCAUGUCAUCAAUUAUUGUUAUUCGUGAAGGUAAUGCUGAGCUUACAAGUGAAGAAAAAAAUAAAUUUACAACAAUUAAAUCAUUUGAUGAUUUGUCAUUUAAAACAUCAGCUAAAAGAGUAAAAAUUGAUGAUACAAUAGAAGUUGAAAAAAAUGAUACUAAAGUUGUUACUGAUGAAGCUAAAAAAACAGAUAAAGUUGAAACAAAAACAACAACAACAACGACUGAUGUAGAAAUGAAAGAUGUUAGUACAUCAAAUGUUGAAAAAAAUGAAAAUAAAGAAGAUGACAAACCAAAAGAAGAACCAAUGCAAGUUGAAACUGAAAUAACAAAAGUUGAUGAUGAUGUUGUUACAAAAAAAGAAGAAGAAAAAGAAGUUAAAAAAAAUGAUACAUCAGUUGUUAAAAAUGACACAUCAGUUGUUAAAACUGAUGAAAAAAUUGAAAAAAAAAAUGAUAAAAUUGAAGAACCAGUUGUUAAAGCUUCAACAAGUGAAGUUAAAAGUAUUGAAAAAGAAACAACAACAACAACAACAACGCCAACAAAAAAAAUUACAACUGAAGAAACAACAAAAAAAGAUACUGUUGUUGUUGAUGAUGAUAAAAAAAUUGAUGAAAAUACUCAAGUACAAAAAAAAAGUGAAACAACAAGUCAAAAAUCAACUGAAGAAAAUAAGUCUGAUAAAAUUGAAAAGACAAAUGAAAAAAUAAUUGUAGAAGCUGAAGAAACAAAAACAAAAACUGAAAUUGAAGUUAAAAAAAUUGAAGUUGAAAAAACAAAUAAUGACACAACAGUAAAGACUGUUGAAACAACAAAAACAGAAGAAACAAAUGACAAAAAAGACAAAAAAGAUGAUGACAUUGUUGAAAAAGUUAAAAAUACUGAUGAAAAAAUUUCUGAUAAACCAAUUACAGAAGAAGUUAAACAAAAUGGUGAUUCUAAAAAAUCAACAGAUAAAAAUGAAACUACCACCACCACCACCACCACCACAACAACACCAACAGUCACAGUAACAGAAACAAAAGUACCAGAAACAACAAAAGUAACAAAUGGCCAAAAAACUGAAUUAAAUGGUGAUUCAAAAAAAGUAGAACUAAUUGAAAAAAAAGAAACAGAAGUUAAAGUUGCAUCUGUAAAUAAUGAAACAACAUCAACAACAACAACAAAAACUGAUGAUGAACCAGCUAAAAUUGAAUCAGCCAAAAAAGAAGAAGAUGAAAAACCUAAAAAUGAUGAUGAAAAACAACGUGUUAAUGGUAAUACUGAUGAUAAAAAUGAUAAAACUCAUCAAAAUGGUGUUAAUGAAGAAAAAUCAAAGAAUGGUGAAAGUUCAACAGAUACCGAAACAUUCAAGGUAAAAAAAGUCGUUGAAAUUAUUGCUGAUGGUGCUGGUGAAGCUGAAGUAGCACCACCAGUUGCCGUUGUUGCCGCGACGUCCUAAUAAUCUCAAUAAUAAUUUUACCAUCAAACAUACACAAAUAAAUAUUUAAAAAGAAAAAAAAAAAAAAAA